AUGUACACACCUGCCACAGGCUCUAAGUGCCUAAGAAGUGGUUCUUCAGCCCCUCAGUGCCCUCCCGGAGCCCUUUACCUGAACGGGAGCCUGAGAGAACGGACGACAGGAGCCGAGUGGAAAGCAGUGUCCGCGCCGGAGAUCAGCGCCGAGGGCGGGAGCCGACGUCUAGGGACCACAGAGCCGCGACGCGGCGAGCCGCGCACGGGCCAUUCCGCCGCCGCGAACGCAGAAAGCCCCGACCGCGCUCCGAGUCCAGCCAGCUCGCCUGUCACCUCGAUCUCUGCUUUAAGUGGCUUCCGGUCGCCUCCUCCCGAAGGCCCGUCGCGGAGGCGGAGCCUGGGCGGCCGGAGUUCGGUGGGGUGGGGUGAGGAGGCCGGGCGCUCAGUGGGUGUCGGGAAGAAGACCCGCCCCCUGCGCGCGCGUGCGCGUUCGUUCGAGGGGAGGCGCGCGAGUUCUGUGCGGUGGACUUGUGCUCCCGCGAGGGGGCGUGUCCUUUCUCGCGCCCGCAGUGUCCCUGAGGGUCCGCGUCUACACGCGGCUGUGAGGAAGGAAGGCGCGUGCCGCGUGGGACGGGCUCCACCUGCCUGCGGACAGAUGGAGGGUCACUUUGUUCCGAGAAGACGCAGGCACCCGAGGGAGGAUGUGAAACGGAACGACCCGUUUCGAAUAAUAACAGGAUGGAGAUGGAGUUUCAUGACAAAAAUGAAGUUGCUGGGCACGCAAGUAGUGAAAAAAACGGACAUGAUCUCUGCCUUCGUGUUGCAUAUGGAAGAAGAUGUAUUAACUCAAAUAACCACUCAAAUCAACUUACAACCGUAAACUUUAAUAAGUGCUUUGGAAGAAGUCUUUCCUGGUGAAGAAACAUUUGGUUGGCUCUGAUGAUGGAAAAGGAAAGAAAGAAAAGAAAAAAAGACAGAAAGACAGAAAAAAGAAAGAAAGAGAAAGAAAGAAACAAAGAAAGAAAGAAAAGAAAAGAAAGAGAAAGAAUCAAAGCAACAAACAAAAAACAGGACAGAAUGAUUGGAGCACAAUCCCCAUGGAAUGGCUGUUAAUAUUAGUGGAAGGUAAAUUGGCCAAUGUUCAAAAAAAACUCUCUCAGGAAUGGUGAUUGUAUGCCUUUGGUUUACAGCAGGAAAACGCUGACCUCUCCCGAUCUCAGGUAUAGGUCUAGAGUGGAGGGCUUCUUAUCUUAUCCUACGAGUUUUAAGAAUAACACCUCAUGACACCCUCCUUCUUAGCCCUGACUCCAUGGUUUCUUGGACUCUGGCAGCUGAGGUGUUGGGGAACCCCUGUGGCCCAUUACUCUCUUGUCCCAUCCCCUCUAGGUCACUUAGUCCAUCUGGCUCUCUAGUCUGCACACUGGCACUAAGUCAAAGUUCUCAAAGUACUGCUUGGAUCGUGUCAGGUCUCUUCUCAAAAACCUUUAGGAACCUUUCUUAUUUACCAAGUUGAAGUAAGUGCUGCUUCUGUUUGGUCCCAGCCUACCUUUGGAUCCUUUGGCCUCCUCUUUUUUCCAAGACCUCAUCAAGAUGUCACUGCUUGCUUUUCUCCAAACACAUAUCCUCUUUUGCCACCUCUGUGUCUUUGCUCCUGCUGUACCCCAAUCCUUCCCUGCCUGGUAAAAAUCUACUUACCAUUCAAAACCCCUUUCUAAUACCACUUUUGCCAUGAAGUGUUUUGAAUGUGAUCGUCCUCCUUGAAAUCCUUUCACGACUUAUGCUAUUCUCAGGGUACUUGCUAGUUUUUUGGGGUUUGGGUUAUCUGUGUGCUUUGUCUGAUUCUCUCCUCUCUCCCCACAUUUGACUGAUGCUUCAAGGGCACAACUCCUUUCUCCUCUUUGUAUCAACUGAGGUCCUUAGCACAAGGCAUUGAAUAUAACAGGCAGUCAACAAAUACUGAACUGGAUUGCUUUUCAGACGAGACAAACAAGAAUUCUGAAAGAAGUUAGAAUGUGGGAAGAGAGACUUGUGAGCAAGCGUUCACAAAUGUUGGAAUGUACUGUGAGGAUAAGCAGAGGAGCAGCCAGUAGGAUGAGUGCAGGCGUGGUAGGCAGCCAAUCAUGUGGGCCUGGCAGUGAAGGAGCUGCAGGCCUGAAGCCAGGACUUCAAGGCCACCCUCCCACAUGUGGCCUGCUGCCUGGACAAGCCACCCUAAGAGUCCCACAGACUGUAUGAGUUAUAGGUGACUUGAGACAAUUCACUCUCCUCCUAUAAGCUCUUUCAGGUGGCUUGGGAAGCCCCUGUCACCAGUCAUUUUUAUAUGACAGCUGCAUGGGCGGAACAGCUGGCCCCCUCCACUCUAUUAAUGUGUGUGUCUACUCCUAGCUAUGAAGGCCUCAGUCCACCAUGCCAGUG
Pan troglodytes (chimpanzee) is the source of this 2357-nucleotide messenger RNA. RefSeq lists its product as uncharacterized. The transcript has 6 exons. The record is from RefSeq and is a predicted model, not a curated record. NCBI's taxonomy places the organism in Eukaryota, Metazoa, Chordata, Mammalia, Primates, Hominidae. Bases 1 to 822 code for a protein of 273 amino acids.